Brassica oleracea var. oleracea is the source of this 1956-nucleotide messenger RNA. RefSeq names its product BEL1-like homeodomain protein 5. Bases 246 to 1595 code for a protein of 449 amino acids. The record is from RefSeq and is a predicted model, not a curated record. Gene Ontology annotation, molecular function: RNA polymerase II cis-regulatory region sequence-specific DNA binding; DNA-binding transcription factor activity, RNA polymerase II-specific. Gene Ontology annotation, biological process: regulation of transcription by RNA polymerase II. The transcript is spliced from 5 exons. Lineage: Eukaryota; Viridiplantae; Streptophyta; Magnoliopsida; Brassicales; Brassicaceae.
CGCUCUUGGACUUUCUAGUUGACAGAUCAUUGAAGCAUUGAACUCAGAGGACAAUUGGAAACUCACACCUAUAAUUUGCAGCUCAUCAUUUCUAAUAAUAAAAACGGUAAAUAAAAUGUCUUGAUAUGCUUUAUUCUCAUUUUUCAUAUCUCUUUUAUUUCGUAUGCUCUUAUCGUCUUCUUCAAGCAAAGCUAGAUCAUUUCAGAUCCAUGUAUAUUAUAAUUUGAGGUUGAGGUAACAAUAUAAUGGCCGUUUUCUUCCAAGGAGAAACUGAAAUGAGAGAACCCUCUUCCGAUCUUUUUAUGGUGAACCUGAAUCCUUCCCCUGAUCAGACAAUGACCAUUAAUGCUCAUAACAAUCACUUCUACAACUUGUGCUUCGCGCCCCAACAACAUCCACAGCGAAUGAACAAAUAUGAAGUACUAGAUCAUAUCGAACAAGCGAAUUGUUCGGCGAUCUCCACGGUUUCAAACGGGAGAGUAACGCAAAGCUUCAGGGCUUUGGCUCCGACCUACUUAAGAGUUGCUCAAGAAUUGCUCAAUGAGAUUGUCCAUGUUGGACGCGGUAGCCGUGGCGCAAAACAAGAGCAACAAAUGAAUAAUGAGUCGGCGACUUAUGGAUUAUACAAUGGAGUUGGGAAUAUAAACGGUGGCCCUAAGCCUGGCGUUUGUCGGCAGGAGUUGCAGUUGAAGAGAGCAAAGCUCAUCUCCAUGGUGGAAAAGGUUGAACAGAUAUACAAGCAAUACCACGACCAAAUGCAGACAGUAAUCUCAUCGUUUGAGCAAGAAGCGGGUUUAGGCUCAGCAAACUCGUACACACAUAUGGCGUUGCAAACAAUAUCAAAGAAAUUUCGUGCUGUGAAAGACAUGAUAUGUUUGCAAAUCAAACACAUAAACAAUUUGUUAGGAGAAAAAGAAUGUGAAGGUGUAUGUUUAGCCAAGCAGUUGGGGAAGAUGCCACAUAACCAUUCAAAUGCUUGGAGACCACAACGAGGAUUGCCCGAAACAGCUGUUUCCGUUCUUCGGGCUUGGCUUUUUAACCAUUUUCUUCACCCAUAUCCAAGGGAUUUAGAUAAAGAAAUGCUUGCCAAACAGACUGGCCUUACUAAAAGCCAGGUAUCAAAUUGGUUCAUAAAUGCUCGAGUUCGAAUGUGGAAACCAAUGGUGGAGGAGAUGUAUUUGGAAGAAAUGAAUAUUGAAGAAAGCAGAAAAAGAGGAAACCUCAGUGAACAUGGUAACAAAGGUUCAUCCUCUAAGCAACUUUGUAAUAAUACAACUUCAGAUGAAUCGUCGAAUUGGAUCAUACCCGCGUUUCAUCAAGGAUUCAUCAAAAAUGAAACUUCCAUGCAAAACUCAUUCUCAAGUUGCAGCGUAAUGACGUUCGGGAAGCAACACGCGAACCAAGCUAAGUUGAUCCAAUUCAGUGGAGGAUUCGAAAACUAUCACGCAAUGGUUGGAAACAGUGUCUCCCUUUCUCUUGGCAUGCCUCAUUCUUGCGACCAAUCCCUGAACAACAUUCAGUUUGGGUCGACAAGUAAUGAAACUAAGAUCUCGGGCAAAUAUCCUCCCUCUUUAACAUAUCAAAACAUCGAUUAGAGAUCUGAAUAGAUAUCAUAAAAAUAUAAAUCUGCAUGUUGUUGUGGCUUCUUGUGUGUAGCCUUAGUCCAUGGGUGAUUUCAUAGGCAGAAGACUAAAAUAUAGAGUUUGAUAAAACCUGUAGAUAGUAAUUUUUAGCUUAAGACUAUAGAUACACAAUGGUCUUGCUAAAUUCAAGAUGGCAUAGUAUCGAUCGAAUGCUUGACAAAUGGGUGUAAAUAGAGAUCAGGUCAACCAUGAGAUCUCCAUUAGUGUGUGUUUUAUAAAUGUGUUCAUGUGUGUCAAUGUGUUACAACAGGCAACAGCCUCAACUAUCAUUUCUUAAGCAUACCUAUGCAUACGAGUUUAUUUGUUAUUUUAU